AUGAUGAACACAAAUACUGACCUAACUGAAGAAGAUGCUGCAGAUCUGCAAUUUCCCAAAGACAACCUCUCAACAUUUUCUAGCCAAAAUAUUUUCGAUAACAGCGAUACAAGUUAUUGUGAAAAUUGUUUCAGUGAAGUAGUAAACAAAUGGAUAUUAUGUGAUAAGUGCAACAUUAAUAUUUGCUUAGCUUGUUUUUCCAAUGGAGCAGAAUUCAAAAAACAUAAGAGUGAUCAUGAUUACAAAGUACUAACCACCAAAUUCAUACUGUUUGAAAAUUCUGAUUGGACAGCAGAAGAAGAGUUGAAACUUUUAGAUGCUAUCCAGAACUAUGGAAACUGGAACAUGGUAGCACAAGAGUUUCCAAAUCGCACCAUAAGUGAGGUUGUAGACCACUAUGACUAUUUUUAUCUGGAACGAAAUGGCUCAGAUGGUCUACCAAACAUAAAGCAAUCAGAUGCUGCACUAUUUCCAGAGUUAGUAGUGCCUUAUAGGUUUCAGCUUUCUGACAUUGAUGAACCUCCAAGGUAUUUAUCUAACACUGUAGGCUUCAAAUCUUUAGCAGGAUAUAACCCAGCACGUUCUGAUUUUGAAAAUGAGUAUGAUAAAAAUGCUGAGGAUUUAUUAUCCAACAUGGAGGUUGUAAAUGAAGAUGACCCACACUAUGAACUUCUUACUAAUCUACAAUGCUCUUUGAUUGAAAGUUACAAUAGGAGGUUGAGGGAAAGACAGCAUUGGAAGAAUCUUAUACGUAAUCAUGGACUUCUAUUGCUGAGAAAAACUAUUUCAUGGUUGCAUAGAUAUGAUUACACUAUUCAGAAGCCUGUGUAUGAGAAAUUGAUAAGGUUCAUGCAGUUCUGUAAACCUGUAAAGUUUGAUAUGUUGAUGGAAGGACUGCAUAGAGUUGGGGAACUCAAAAUCCAUAUAUCAAGGUUGUGUCAUUGGAGAAGAAAAGGCAUAACAACGGUAGAAGAAGGCCGGAUUUUUUGGAAACUGAAUCAGCUGCACGAAUCCAACAGAAAAUCCCUGAAAGCCUUCAGGAGCAACCCUCAGCUGAACUGGAAAUCAAACUCCGAGGCCAACUUAGCAUUCCUCACGAAAUUCAACAGACGCAGAGCUUUCGCCCCCAUAGAAGUAACAGGAAUGCCAGGAUAUUCGAAACUAACAGAGAAAGAGAUUGAAUUGUGCAGCAAUGUACGUCUCGUACCUGUGGCGUACUUUCAACUGAGAGAAAUUUUGGUUGCCGAGUGCAAAAAGAACGGUUUUGUGUCUCUGCAAACUGCUAGAAGAAUGUUGAAGAUUGACGUGAAUAAGACCAGGAAGCUUUAUGACUUUUUGAUACAGGAAGGGUAUAUUACAAAGAUGCCUUGA
Phaedon cochleariae (mustard beetle) is the source of this 1371-nucleotide messenger RNA. NCBI's taxonomy places the organism in Eukaryota, Metazoa, Arthropoda, Insecta, Coleoptera, Chrysomelidae. The record is from the annotation of a GenBank genome assembly.